Messenger RNA from Diospyros lotus (date-plum), 1202 nucleotides. RefSeq names its product 60S ribosomal protein L5. Gene Ontology annotation, molecular function: structural constituent of ribosome; 5S rRNA binding. Gene Ontology annotation, cellular component: cytosolic large ribosomal subunit; ribosome. NCBI's taxonomy places the organism in Eukaryota, Viridiplantae, Streptophyta, Magnoliopsida, Ericales, Ebenaceae. The transcript has 9 exons. Bases 90 to 995 code for a protein of 301 amino acids. Gene Ontology annotation, biological process: translation; ribosomal large subunit assembly. The record is from RefSeq and is a predicted model, not a curated record.
CUAGGUUUUGCCUAUAUAUAUAUAUAUUUUCACGGCUCACUGUCUCUCUUCUUUGUGCGUAGUUCGCAGUAUCCGCGUCUCUCUGCACGAUGGCUUUUGUCAAAGCUCAGAAGUCAAAGGCAUACUUCAAGCGGUUUCAAGUCAAAUUUAAGAGAAGGAGAGAGGGGAAGACUGAUUACCGAGCCAGGAUUCGCCUUAUUAAUCAGGAUAAGAACAAAUAUAACACUCCAAAAUACCGUUUUGUAGUGCGAUUUACAAACAAGGAUAUUAUUGCCCAAGUAACGUCUGCUACCAUUGCUGGAGAUGUGGUUCUUGCUGCUGCAUAUGCCCGUGAGCUCCCUUGUUAUGGUCUUGAAGUUGGUCUUACUAAUUAUGCUGCAGCUUACUGCACUGGACUUCUCUUGGCCCGCCGUGUCUUGAAGAUGCUCGAGAUGGAUGAUGAGUAUGAGGGCAAUGUGGAGGCAACUGGAGAGGAUUACUCAGUUGAGCCAGCAGAUAGGAGGCCAUUCCGUGCUCUCCUUGAUGUUGGUCUAAUUAAAACGACAACUGGGAAUCGUGUCUUUGGGGCUCUGAAGGGAGCAUUGGACGGUGGUUUAGAUAUUCCUCACAGUGACAAGAGGUUUGCUGGUUUCUCUAAGGAUUCUAAGCAGCUUGAUGCUGAAGUCCACCGCAAGUAUAUUUAUGGUGGGCAUAUUGCUGCUUAUAUGAGGACUUUGAUGGAAGACGAGCCAGAAAAGUACCAGUCUCAUUUUAGUGAAUACAUUAAAAGGGGAAUUGAGGCAGAUAGUAUUGAGGAGAUGUACAAGAAAGUUCAUGCUGCCAUCCGGGCAGACCCCAUUCAGAAAAAGUCUGAGAAACAGCCACCUAAGGAGCACAAGAGAUACAACUUGAAGAAGCUGACAUACGAGGAGAGGAAAGCUAGAUUGAUUGAACGUCUGAAUGCCCUCAACUCAGCAGCAGGAGGUGACGAGGACGAUGAUGACGACGAUGAGUGAAAGAUGCGCUCACAAGAUAAAAGCCAAACAUGUGUUGGUGCCAAUGCUAGUGCUCGUUGAGAUUAUUGUGAAACCUAACAAGUUUUGUUUUUAUCUGUUUUCCCUUUGGGUAAUUUUGCAGCUUGGAUUGAAUUUUUUUGGUUAUUUAGAUGGUAACUAGACAUGGAUUCCUUUCUUAAGAGUUAUGCGAUGCAAUUUCUUGUUGGA